AUCAAUCAUCACAAUAUGGCUCUGGUUCUUUUACUUCUCUAUGUGAUAGGGUUGGCAAUGGUUCCUCCCUCCUAUACCCAGAACUCACAACAAGACUACCUCAAUGCGCACAAUGCGGCUCACACACAAGUCGGAGUGGCAAACAUCAUGUGGGACAGCACUGUUGCUGCCUACGCUCUGAACUACACCAAGUCAAGGAUCGGGGAUUGCAAUCUCGUCCACUCAGGAGGGCCUUACGGCGAAAAUUUAGCCAAAGGCAGCGGCUCAUUCACGGCCACUGCUGCGGUUAAUUUGUGGGUGGCGGAAAAGCCUUACUACAACUACACUUCCAAUGCUUGCACCGGCGGAAAGCAGUGCCUGCACUAUACUCAAGUUGUGUGGGCAGAGUCUGUUAGGUUGGGGUGCGCUAGGCUUCAAUGUAGCAAUUUGUGGUGGUUUGUUACAUGCAGCUAUGAUCCACCAGGCAACUACAUCGGGGAGCAUCCAUAUUAG
This is a messenger RNA of Rosa rugosa (rugosa rose), 492 nucleotides long. Its product is annotated as pathogenesis-related leaf protein 6-like. Lineage: Eukaryota; Viridiplantae; Streptophyta; Magnoliopsida; Rosales; Rosaceae. The transcript has a single exon. The record is from RefSeq and is a predicted model, not a curated record. The coding region runs from base 16 to 492 and encodes 158 amino acids. Gene Ontology annotation, cellular component: extracellular region.